This is a messenger RNA of Nilaparvata lugens (brown planthopper), 615 nucleotides long. RefSeq lists its product as uncharacterized. NCBI's taxonomy places the organism in Eukaryota, Metazoa, Arthropoda, Insecta, Hemiptera, Delphacidae. Gene Ontology annotation, molecular function: chitin binding. The coding region runs from base 91 to 555 and encodes 154 amino acids. The transcript has 3 exons. The record is from RefSeq and is a predicted model, not a curated record. Gene Ontology annotation, cellular component: extracellular region.
UGCCGCAAAUAGUAGUGCGAGCUGUGCAAGAGAUAAGCGCACCGUGGAACUAGUUCUGAGUCCAGUUGUGUCAUAUAUAUUUUUGGGCAAAUGUGUGAAUAUUGGUGGAAGGCGGGGAGAAUGGGGGCAAACGCAAAAGUUCAAGGUCACGUGAGUACACAAGGGUUGUUGGUAACCCACAUUCCUCAUUGCCGCAUUCAGUCAUCUACAAUGAGGCUGGUUGUGCUGCUUGCUUUCGUAAUGGAGAUGGCGUAUGCAGGUCACUACUAUAACGCUGAUGGAACUCCACACGAUCCAUACCAUUACCUGCAUUUGCCGCAUGACCCUCCACUCUACCCGACAUUCCACGAGGUUCCUCUCACAAGUUUUUCCUGCGCUGGCAGAGAGUGGGGCUACCAUGCUGACACCGAAGCCUAUUGUCAGGCUUAUCAUCUUUGCCAAGGCGGACUGGUUAGAAGUUUCCUGUGUACGAACGGCACUUUAUUCCAUGAUGAGUUCCAGGUGUGUGAUCAAUUCUAUAAUGUACGUUGCGGAAGUCCCUAUAGCGAUCUAUGAUUUCAUUUCAUCUUCAUUAUUUUAAAAAAUGUAAAUAAAGCUUUCUCAUUUCACACACUA